ACAGUUGAAACUGAUACUUCAAACAUGGCGUCUUUAUCGAUAUGCUCACUCGUUUCUUUCUUUUCUGGAGAGCGGAAAUCGCUUGAUCGCGGAGAAAACCACUUCAAAUCCGACCAUGUCCAAAGCUUUAUUUAUUCCAGGGGAGUCAUCAAAGGUGAAGUCCAAGCAAGCAUGAAAAAUAAGGACUACAAAGUCACAAUUUAUCUCGAUGAAAACCUUGAAAUAAAAAACACAGAAUGCGAGUGUCCUCGCGGCGAGUUCAAGUGCAGUCACGCGGCAGCCAUAUUUAUUUAUGGCAUCCAUAACCUUAGCAGGACGGACCUGGAAUGCCAAUGGAAACGAAAGCGAAAGGCAGAAAGCGUACAGUCUGCAAGCCAGAUGUUUCCAGCGCCACCGAAGAAGAAGGAUUACAGCCCUUUGGCGCGCGAUCCUAGCCGAGAAGAUCGGAUGUGGCUGUACAGCGAACUAAAGCGCUAUGGCAAAUUUACAGGGACCUGCUGGAUCUUGAGUCCCGAACCACAACCUGCUACCCCUCUCCCGAUCAAGACGAUUGAGGAUAUCAUUUACUCAGAAGGUUUCCUUAUGGCAUCUACGAAGGAAAAACAAUUAGAGUACUUGAUUGAGAAUGCCAAAGUAGAGGAGAGAACCAUAAAUGUUGUGAGCACCCUCACGGCUGGCCAGCGAAACAGCCCUGCAUGGCACCAAGCUCGUAGAGGCCGCCUGACUGCCAGUAAUUUUGGCUCCGUCCUCCAGGCAAAAAGAGUUACACCGUCUCUUAUCAAGCGACUACUUGGGGAAUACAACUUGAGUGGAGUUAAAGCAAUUGCAUGGGGACAGGACAAUGAGACUGAGGCCCUGAAAUCCUUCACCAACAUCACAAACUUUACACCUGUACAGACCGGCCUUUGGCUACACGAGUCGGGAGUUCUGGGUGCUUCCCCUGAUGGACUUGUGGGAGACGACUCGGUGAUUGAGUGUAAGUGCCCCUACACACAUCGAAAUGCGACAAUCAAGGAAGCUUGUGGGCACAAAGACUUUUACUUGGAGGAGAAGGAAGGGAAUUAUACGCUGUCUACCACACAUGUUUACUGGCAUCAGUGUCAAGGCCAGAUGUUCCUGACAAAGCGCAAAUUCUGCUACUUUGUUGUAUGGACCACAAAGGAUAGUGUAGUGAACCCUCAAACAUCAAGAGGCGACCCAACAAGCAGUAAGCAAUCACUGAAAGAACAGGUAGGAAAGAAGAAGGCGCAAGGAACCAUUUACCAGAAAGACAACAUAUUGACAGUGAGACACAACCGUACAAGAGAGAUCUCACCUUUCUGGCUGGCAGUUCUUCCGGAGGAUGUACAAAUAGAGGUGAAUGGUGGAAAUUUGGUGCAGCAAAGAGUAUCCCUAAAGUGGCUAAACCAGACAAGUGAUUCACUAACAUACACCUCUGGUGAUGUCUGUAAUGGGAAUUCCCCCAAGUGCAUUCUAACCCGAGUACUCGACUUUUCUUCCGAUAGAUCACACAUCAUUUUAACAACAGAGGAGGAUAACAGGCUCUGUAGAAUUGCUAAUGGAGACUAUGGCCACCAUGAUGACAAUGAGAAUGAAACUGCACCACCAACCGCAGAGGAUGAAGGAGAAGUAUCCCUCCCGAUAAGACUGCCGGGAGUUAGUUUAUCAGGACGGAGAACGACACGGUUUAUUCUUAGAUAA
This is a messenger RNA of Stylophora pistillata, 1701 nucleotides long. RefSeq lists its product as uncharacterized. NCBI's taxonomy places the organism in Eukaryota, Metazoa, Cnidaria, Anthozoa, Scleractinia, Pocilloporidae. The record is from RefSeq and is a predicted model, not a curated record.